Molecule: messenger RNA, 3693 nt
Organism: Trifolium pratense (red clover)
Lineage: Eukaryota; Viridiplantae; Streptophyta; Magnoliopsida; Fabales; Fabaceae
Product: protein CHUP1, chloroplastic
Exons: 9
Coding region: 492-3518 (1008 amino acids)
Biological process (GO): chloroplast organization
Cellular component (GO): chloroplast outer membrane
Source: RefSeq, a predicted model, not a curated record
AUAUUAUCCAUGGAACACUUGUCGUACUUUGUUAUAAUAAGCAAUGAAAAAACAAAGCCGCAGAGGCACAAGAAUUUGUUUUGUUCCAAUUUUACUGUAACAUGUUGUCGUUAUCAAUCUUGUUCCCCUGGCUGGUUUUAACUGUAAAUAUAUCUUUCAGCAAUUUUUUUGGCCUCUAGUUAUUGGUGGCUGCUGUUUCUCACAGAAUGUUUCAUUUCAUAUGCUGAUAAGAUUAUGAUAAAGCCAAUUUUGUGUACAAAAUACCACAUACUAUUAUUAUUAUUUAUGCAUAUAAACGAAGUUUCCUAACAUGGGUUUUGCUUAGUUUUUUCUGUUCAUGUUUUUUUCUUCUCCUAGAUGAAUUCUGAGUCACCUUGGCUUCACUGUUGUUGAUGGGAAAUGGGUUGAGGACUUGAGGGUUGUUCUUCAAAUGGGUUGUUUGCAUGUUUGAAGGAAUGCUAAAUUAAGACAUUUCUAUUGCCAAAAGCUUCAUGAUAGUCAGGUUAGGACUCAUAGUUGCUGCUUCAUUAGCAGCUUUUACAGUUAAGCAGCUGAAUGUUGGAAGCUCAAAAUCAAAAUCAGAACAUGGUGAAGAAAGGUCUAAAAAGCAUCAAGAUGAGGACAAAGAACAAGAGCAGGUCACUAGUCUUGCAGAUGAUUCUCUCGAAAGGAAUGAUAUGGAGGAAGAAGAGGAGAAAGAGGAGGUUAAGUUAAUUAAGGAGGAAGAAGAGGAGAAAGAGGAGGUUAAGUUAAUUAACAGCAUAAUUAAUCGAGCUAAUGAUUUUGAAGAUGAUAUUCUGCCAGAAUUUGAAGACCUUUUAUCUGGAGAGAUUGAGUUAUCAUUUAGUGAUGAUGAUAAUAAUAAGGAUGAGAAAGAGAAAGUUUAUGAAAUUGAGAUGGCAUACAAUGACAGCGAAUUAGAGCGAUUGCGGCAGCUAGUGAAGGAAUUGGAGGAAAGGGAAGUGAAACUUGAAGGAGAAUUGCUUGAGUACUAUGGUUUGAAGGAGCAGGAAUCAGACAUUGUUGAGUUACAAAGGCAGCUGAAAAUUAAGACGGUAGAAAUAGACAUGCUUAAUAUUACGAUUAAUUCGUUACAGGCGGAGAGGAAGAAGCUUCAAGAAGAACUCACACAAGUAUCUUCCGCAAAGAAAGAACUCGAGGUGGCUAGAAACAAGAUAAGGGAGCUACAAAGACAGAUGCAGCUUGAGGCUAACCAAACAAAAGGUCAACUUUUGUUGCUUAAACAACAAGUUUCUGGUCUACAAGUGAAAGAAGAAACGGCUGCAAGAAAUGAUGCUGAUAUUGAAAAGAAAUUGAAAGCUGUGAAUGACUUAGAGGUUACUGUUGUGGAGCUUAAGAGGAAAAAUAAAGAACUUCAAUUCGAGAAGCGAGAGCUAACUGUUAAACUCAAUGCUGCUGAAUCUAAAGUAGCAGAGCUCUCCAAUAUGACAGAGAGUGAAAUGGUUGCGAAAGCAAAAGAGGAGGUCAGUAACCUGAGACACGCAAACGAAGAUCUGUCAAAGCAAGUGGAAGGACUUCAAAUGAAUAGGUUUAGUGAAGUUGAAGAGCUCGUAUACCUUCGUUGGGUCAAUGCUUGUUUGAGGUAUGAGUUAAAGAAUCAACAGCCACCCUCAGGAAAAUUAUCGGCACGCGACCUCAGCAAGAACCUUAGCCCGAAAUCUCAAGCGAGGGCAAAGCAGCUGAUGUUAGAAUACGCUGGAUCGGAACGAGGUCAAGGGGACACAGAUCUCGAGAGCAACUUCUCCCAUCCUUCUUCACCGGGAAGUGAAGAUUUCGAUAAUGCUUCUAUUGAUAGCUUUACUAGCAAAUAUAGCAGUGUUAGCAAGAAAACUAGCCUAAUCCAAAAAUUGAAGAAAUGGGGUAAAACCAAAGAUGAUUCUAGUGUUCUUUCAUCACCAUCAAGAUCAUUUUCAGGAGGUUCUCCAAAAAGGAUGAGUACGAGUUUUAAAUCUAGAGGUCCACUCGAAAGCUUGAUGAUAAGGAAUGCUAGUGAUAGUGUAGCCAUCACCACCUUUGGUCAUGGGGAUCAAGAAUCUACUUAUUCUCCUGAAACUUCUAGUGCCGAACUAAGAAGAGUUCCAUCUAGUGACUCACUAAAUUCUGUUGCUACUUCAUUCCAUUUGAUGUCCAAGUCAUCAGUUGAUGCGUCUGUGGAUGAAAAGUACCCUGCGUAUAAAGAUCGCCAUAAAUUGGCCAUGGCUAGGGAGAGCGAUCUAAAAGAGAAGGCAGAGAAAGCAAGAGCGCAAAAGUUUGGUAAUAGUUCAAAUUUAAAUAUGACCAAGACUGAAAGAGACAGACCUAAUAUAUCUUUGCCACCUAAACUUUCUCAAAUAAAGGAAAAGCCAAUUGUUCCUAUUAGUCCAAGUGAUCAAUCUGAGGAUGGGAAGAAUGUUGAAAAUCAAAACGUUAGCAAGAUGAAGCUUAUUGAAAUUGAAAAAAGGCCUACUCGGGUGCCUAGGCCACCUCCUAAACCCUCUGGUGGUGGUUCCGUUAGCACAAAUUCAAAUCCUGCAAAUGGAAUACCGUCUGCUCCAUCAAUUCCUCCUCCUCCUCGCCCCCCAGGUGGACCGCCUCCUCCUCCUCGUCCCCCUGGUGGACCGCCUCCUCCACCUCCUCCCCCAGGAGGCCUAACAAGAGGGGCAAUGGAUGAUGACAAAGUUCACCGAGCUCCACAGUUGGUUGAGUUUUAUCAAUCGUUGAUGAAACGGGAGGCAAAGAAGGAUACUACAUUAUUAAUUUCUUCAACGGGUGGUAACACCUCUGAUGCCAGGAGCAACAUGAUUGGGGAAAUUGAGAAUAGAUCAACAUUCCUCUUAGCUGUAAAAGCUGAUGUCGAAACACAAGGUGAUUUUGUCACAUCCUUGGCAACUGAAGUUAGAGCAUCCUCCUUCUCAGAUAUCAAUGACCUGGUUGCCUUUGUGAACUGGCUAGAUGAAGAGCUUUCCUUUCUGGUUGAUGAACGAGCUGUCCUAAAGCACUUUGAUUGGCCUGAAGGGAAAGCAGAUGCGCUAAGGGAGGCAGCUUUUGAAUAUCAGGAUCUGAUGAAAUUGGAGAAGCGAGUAUCUACCUUCGUCGAUGAUCCUAAACUCUCAUGUGAUGCUGCUCUCAAGAAAAUGUAUUCAUUGCUUGAAAAAGUGGAGCAAAGCGUAUAUGCACUGUUAAGAACAAGAGAUAUGGCUAUUUCACGGUACAAGGAAUUCGGAAUACCAAUAAACUGGCUACAAGAUUCAGGAGUUGUAGGCAAGAUAAAGCUUUCUUCUGUACAAUUGGCAAGGAAGUAUAUGAAACGUGUUGCAUCUGAACUUGAUGAAUUAUCUGGACCUGAGAAGGAACCAGCUAGAGAAUUCUUGAUUCUGCAAGGCGUUCGUUUUGCUUUUCGAGUCCAUCAGUUUGCAGGAGGCUUUGAUGCAGAGAGCAUGAAGGCUUUUGAAGAUUUACGGAGCCGCAUCCAAGCCCCUCAAGUUGCUGAAGAAGAUAGUAAACAACCAGAAACAUAGAAUACCCAUCGCAAGAUUUUUUUCCCUCCCUUAGCAUCUGCUUAUGUAUAUGUUGCCCUUUCAGCUGUAUAAUUCAUUCUGCUGCAAUUUGCAUAGUCUAUACAUACUCAUGUUAUACAAUGAUCCACCGAUUAUAUUGUAUGCAUAGUCUAUACAUACUCAUUCAUUCUGCUUA